AUGAAUUCUAAUUGUAAUACCGAUAGUUUCAAUGACGAUGAAAUGUUUCUUAUUUCAUUAAAUCGACGAGUACCAUUGCAACAUUUGAGUUUCAUGUAUUUUCUUGAUUGCAAACUGGAUGAACUUAUUUCAAAGAAAUAUGAUGAUAUAUCAAAUAUGGUCCAGGUGACAUAUGGAGUCAAAUAUGAUGGUUCAUUGAUACAAUCUAUUUUGAACUUACUAAAAUCAGAUAAUAUCUCAUUGCGUAUAUUUUCAUCGCACAACAUCGAUGAAAUCAUUAACGAUUACUCUAGAGAUCAUCGCUUUCUUACAAUGGCUUCAUUACAUACGAUAAAACCAUUUACAACAUCGUGUCUAUAUUGUAAUCUUCCACUGAAAUUACAGUUUAAAGAGAAAGUCAAUGUCUUCCUCAUGGAUCAUAUAGAUAUUGGGACUAUUUUCAUUGCUCGAUGCUGUCAUGUUGAAUAUCAUACUAAUAGUUAUGUCAAAGGCUCAAAACGUUACGUUAGUCGUCAGUCUUUCUACAACCAAAAAUAUAUUCAUUUCGGUGGUAAAUGCGUUUUACAUGUUGAUAUUCUAUUACGAUAUGUGUCAGAUUUGCUUAACAUGUAUGCCGGUUUCGAAAAUUUUUGUGGUGCUUAUAAUGAUACAGUAGCAUCAGUAUCAUCGCAAAAUGCUCGUGAUAAUGUUCUUGACUUAAAAGACGCACCAUUGUUAGAGCGUCAUCUGUUUGAAAAUAUCUGGUUAAUUUAUUCAACGGCAUUAUCAAAGUUCUUCCUGUCAACAGAUACAGAAAUUGAAAUUCCAUAUCAUCUUAGCAAUCGUGACGAACGGAAUCAUUUUUUUGCUUCCCAAAUAACUCAAUUAGAACGUGACUUUAUUCAAUAUUGGUCAAAUCAUAUGUUGAAAUUCAAUUGUGGUAAUCAAUGCUGCAAAGCAAUUGUUAUCGAUGGAUUCCAAAAGCCUGAUCGUUAUAUUUGCAAUUUUAUGCAGGAACUCAUUCAUUCGGAAGAGUUGGGUGAUAUUGAAUGGGGUUGUGGCUUUCGUCCAGAAAUGAUUCCUGACAAAGACAAUCCAGGCUACUGGAAAAAUACAAAAUAUUGCCCCAAACAUAUUUAUCUUGAGCAUAUUCAAGCAGCACCUUGCUCAAUAGACAAAGAUGAUUAUAAUGUUGUAGAUUGUAAUGUCUCAAGAACCGAUCGUUACUGUGGUCGUCGAACUUCCUAUGGAGUAAUACUCACUAUGUACAAUUGUGGUAUUAUUCUGAACUUCAAUGAAUUAUACAGAUCUGAAUCACCUACACGAGUCCUCCAUCACUUAUUUACAACAAUUGAUUGUCUAUCAUCAUCUGUUCCAUUACCAAAAUACUUGAUAUACGACAAUGCAUGUGGUCUGUUACUCACGUUUCAAAAUCGUUUUGAAAAUGGUCAUAUACGUCACACAGCACGCACCGAUGUCUUAAAUAACAUGACGUUUUUGGUUGAUAAAUUUCAUAUUGGUAAUCAUACGAGACCGAUGUGUCAGGCACAAACCAACCCAUACAAAUAUCCUGAUGUCAAUGGUAUAAACACAGUUGUCUGUGAACAGACAAAUUCCAAAUUGAAAAAAUACCAAAAUGCACUAUCAUCUUUCUCUUUUCCAAAGACGUAUAAAACCACAGAUGAAUUUAUCAAAGGCGAAGGCGCUCGGGAAGCAAGACUGGUAGCCCAAGCAGCAACUGACGCCGCUCGGAACGUGAGGCCAACAAGCAAAGCCACGAGCAGCCCCAUGCAAAAUCGAAGCAUCAAUUAA
This is a messenger RNA of Adineta ricciae, 1791 nucleotides long. Lineage: Eukaryota; Metazoa; Rotifera; Eurotatoria; Adinetida; Adinetidae. The record is from the annotation of a GenBank genome assembly.